CGUACGGUGGCAAUAGGACCGUUAUUUUCCAGUCCACGCCUCUGGAGGUGACGUCAUUUCCAUGCCUUCUCGGUGAGACCUCGGAUACAGGAAAGUCGGCAGACAGAAAAAAGGAGGAAGAGAGGAGGAAAAAGCACAUACCUGAAUUCACCGUCGCGGCCCUUCUCCGAAGCAAAGCAACAUGAUUCCUGUAAUGGAGUUUCGGCAAUUCUAUGACCAGCAACCAGCAUUGAGAGUCCUGAAGCCAUGGUGGGAUGUGUUCACUGACUAUCUCUCUGUCAUCAUGCUCAUGAUAGGGGUGUUCGGAUGCUCUCUUCAGGUAAUGCAGGACAAAAUCAUAUGCCUUCCUCAGAAGGCGUCCUCGCCUUCAGAGAACGCGAGUAAAGGCGAGAUCAAGUCGCCGUCACACCUUCAGUCCAACAAUUCUGCUUUUCUCGUAGAGAUGACGGGCCUUAAAACUGAUCUGGAUCUUCAGCAAUACAGUUUCAUCAAUCAGGUGUGUUAUGAGAAGGCCUUGCACUGGUAUGCCAAGUAUUUUCCCUACUUGGUUCUAAUACACACUGUUGUGUUGAUGGUGUGCAGCAACUUCUGGUUUAAGUUCCCUGGUUCAAGCUCGAAAAUAGAACAUUUUAUAGCCAUGCUGGGGAAGUGCUUUGACUCUCCAUGGACCACCCGAGCCUUGUCUGAGGUGUCGGGCGAGAAUCCAGAAGAAAAGAGAAAAAAGAUGGAGUCUUCGAGGUCCAACGUGACUACGUGUCCUGCCGAUGAAAGUUCCGAGAAGACGCAGUCCCUCCGAUCAAUACCGGAAAAGGUGGUUGUUGAAAAAAAUGCUGCAAGCGUUCUUGAUAAAAAAGAGGGGGAACAAGCAAAAGCCCUUUUUGAGAAAGUGAAGAAGUUCCGCCUGCACGUCGAGGAAGGUGACAUUCUCUAUUUUAUGUAUGUGCGACAAACUGUCAUCAAGGUGUUCAAGUUCCUACUGAUUAUUGCCUACAACAGUUGCCUUGUCAAUAAAGUGCAGAACCGAGUCCAUUGCAAAGUCGAGAUAAGGGACAUGACCGGCUACAAUGAGUUUGAAUGCAAUCACACGAUGGCCCAUUUGUUUUCCAAGCUUUCUUACUGUUAUCUGUGUUUAGUGGCUGUAUAUGGCUUGACAAGCCUUUACACCUCCUACUGGCUGUUUUACAGAUCACUGAAAGAAUACUCCUUUGAAUAUGUGAGACAGGAAACUGGCAUCAAUGACAUCCCAGAUGUCAAAAACGACUUUGCCUUCAUGUUACACAUGAUCGAUCAGUAUGACCCGCUGUAUUCCAAGAGAUUUGCAGUGUUCUUGUCUGAAGUAAGUGAAAACAAACUCAAGCAGCUCAACCUCAACCACGAAUGGACCACCAAAAAGCUCCGCCAAAGACUUCAAACAAACCCCAACAACAGACUUGAACUUCAGCUCUUCAUGCUCCCUGGGCUACCUGAUACGAUCUUUGAGUUGAUGGAGCUGCAGUCACUCAAGCUUGAAAUGAUUAACAAUGUUACAAUACCGGCGUCCAUCUCUCAGCUGGAAGACCUGCAAGAACUAUCACUUUACCAGUGCUCACUGAAGUUGCACAUGAAAGCCAUCUAUUUUCUCAAAGAGAACUUGAAGGUGCUUCGUGUGAAGUUCGACGACAACAGAGAAUUUCCAACCUGGUUUUACAGCCUUCGCAACUUAGAGGAGCUGCAUCUCACUGGAUCAUUCAGCUCUGAUGCCUCGAAGAAUAUAGUUCUUGAGUCUCUGAGAGAGCUCAAGUGUUUAAAAGCGCUUUCCCUUAAGAGUAAUUUGACCAAGAUACCGCAGUCGAUAGUAGAUGUUUCCAGUCAUCUGGAGCGACUGCAUGUGCACAACGAUAGCACUAAACUUGUAAUGCUGAACAACCUGAAAAAAUUGACCAAUCUGAUUGAGCUGGAACUGGUGCGAUGUGAUCUUGAACGGAUCCCACACGCAAUUUUUAGCCUCGUAAAUUUACAACAGCUGGAUCUAAAAGAGAACAACAUUUGCUCAAUAGAGGAGCUGGUCAGCUUCCAGCACCUUCAAAAACUUACUUGCCUUAAGCUCUGGCACAACAGCAUCACAUAUAUCCCAGAGCACAUUAAAAAGCUGGGAAGUUUAGAACGCCUCUACUUUAAUAGCAACAAGAUUGAGAUAUUGCCUUCGCACUUGUUCCUGUGCCACAAACUGCGCUUCCUGGAUCUGUCCAACAAUGACAUACGAUUCAUACCACCAGAAAUUGGAGUUCUUCAGUGUCUGCAGUAUUUCUCUGUCACGUGCAAUAAAAUUGAAAAUCUACCAGACGAGCUGUUCUUUUGCAAAAAGCUCAAGACACUGAAGCUCGGGAAGAACUCGUUAUCGGUCAUCUCACCGAAGAUUUCCUACUUGACUCAGCUGACGUACCUGGAUCUCAAAGGUAACCAUUUUGAUAGUCUGCCCAAGGAGCUCGGGUGCUGUCAUGUUUUAAAGCACAGUGGACUUAUAGUUGAGGAGACACUGUUUGAGACUCUGCCUUCAGAUGUCAGGGAACAAAUGAGAACUGAAUGACAUGCCUUACGAUCUUUCUUGCUUUUAUUGCAGGAAUUAGUAGAGUUGUGAAAGACCACAUCUAUCUAUCUAUCUAUCUGUCUAUCUCUUGAUUUUUGGUAUUCAUGGAAUGGACAUGGUAGCAUGAGAAAUUAUGUCCAUUGUACUGAAUUUGCGGCUACGAUUCAGUUAAUGGAAGUACAGCGGUUUGAAAAUGGUUUUUGGCUAGGGGAACAAGUUUAUGAGAAUACCUAGCAAAGCUUCAACAUGUAACCUCCCAGACAGUGCAAACACAAGUGUGCGUUAUAAUGACAUCUGCAACGUAUCUCGGUUGACUUGACGACCAUCAAACCUGGUCAACUGGUGAUUUACCUUAAUUCUACUGGUUUGCCACGCGGGCGAAUGGUGUGGAUACCAUCAUUGCUAAUGUAUACCCGUCUCUUUUAGUGUGUGUGUAUACGUGUCUACCUUUGAUUUGUGAUUCCAAUACACUUUCCAAUAACAGCCAGUACAUAUAUGGUCUCCUAUAAAUCAAGUGAAGACGCUGGGAAUGUGAUGAAAUGUACUGAUGCUUAUGAUACUUCACUAUGGUGGAAAUAUAAGCCGCACUUAAUACAUUCCUUCACAACUAACACUUCAAAAUAUAUUCUAAUAAUUCGUAUCUACAUGGAAACUGCAGGAGCAUUAGUAGAUACCCUGGUGAUCCUUUUGGUUGCAGUGAAACACGGUUAAAUAGUGGGUCAUAAAUAGAUGUCUUGUUAGUUAUAAUUUCACUGUACUGUACUAUGAAUGAUAUCACCACAAAUGUAUGCAAUUCUAUGCAAGUUUCUGGCAAUGUACUUUUUUGAGAUUUCUGAUCAUUUAGCUAUCAGAUUAUUUUUUUUAACCUUUGCUGCUGAAUGAAUGAGCACCAUAACGGUGUCACAAGAUCAAGCUAAUAUUUCAAGUUCUAUAAAAAAAAUAUUGAAUGAGAUACUUGCCGGAUGGUCAACAUUUAUUAAACACUUUAACCAAUGUAGAUAUUGCAUUUGACACAAUAAAUUGCAGACCACAUCCAGAUGACCAUUACUGAGAUGUCAUACGCAGUAAACCAUUCAAAGCGCAUUGCUCUCUAAAAAAGCAAAAAUAGGCAAUAGAAACAUUUAACAUGCCAAUUGUUGAAAACAAACAAGUAUUAUCAGAGUAAGAGUCAUUAUGUAUCUACUCAAAAUACAUCACAGGGUGACUUUAAAAAAUCCUGGAGAAUACUUACCCAACCCUUA
Molecule: messenger RNA, 3807 nt
Organism: Cynoglossus semilaevis (tongue sole)
Lineage: Eukaryota; Metazoa; Chordata; Actinopteri; Pleuronectiformes; Cynoglossidae
Gene: lrrc8c
Product: leucine rich repeat containing 8 VRAC subunit C
Exons: 3
Coding region: 182-2566 (794 amino acids)
Cellular component (GO): cytoplasm
Molecular function (GO): protein binding
Source: RefSeq, a predicted model, not a curated record